Molecule: messenger RNA, 729 nt
Organism: Hibiscus syriacus
Lineage: Eukaryota; Viridiplantae; Streptophyta; Magnoliopsida; Malvales; Malvaceae
Exons: 3
Coding region: 46-729 (227 amino acids)
Biological process (GO): ribosomal large subunit assembly; maturation of LSU-rRNA from tricistronic rRNA transcript (SSU-rRNA, 5.8S rRNA, LSU-rRNA)
Cellular component (GO): nucleolus
Molecular function (GO): rRNA binding
Source: RefSeq, a predicted model, not a curated record
CAGCGUGAAAGGGGAUACACUGGCCUUCUUUUCUCUUCUGAAAUCAUGAUGAAAAUUAAGACCCCUAGGAGUGGUAGAGUCAGAAGGGCGUUAGAAAAACGAGCUCCAAAGCUCGUGGAAACAGGUAAUAAAACACUGAUACUACAAGGUGCAAAGACGAGCGGCACAUUGAAUGAAGUUUUGAGUGAAAUUUACCCUCUAAAGAAGGGUGGAGCUGUGAGGUUUACGAGAAAGAAUGAUAAUAUAAGACCUUUUGAAAGUAGGGGUGAAACUUCUCUGGAGUCCUUUUCUCUUAAAACUGAUUGCAACAUCUUUGUUGUGAGUAGUCGAAACCCUAGAGCUUCAAAUUUCGCCUCUGUUUUUUUCACAUUGAUUUCAAUUUUCAACUUUAUUUGCACUUUCUCGAUUACCAUUGUUAUAAACUUAUAUUGUGUUUUCUUGGCUUGUGUAAUGCUAAACCCAUUAUUAAACUAUACAAUCACUACAGCUAACAGAGCCGUCACUAAAGCUGGAAGUGCCGCUGAAGCCAGCGUGGAAGGGGAUACACUGGCCGCCUUCUCCAACAAGCUGAGCAGCCCCAACUCCUCGGCUUUAGAAAAAAUGCCGAGUUUCUCUAUUGACGAAAGUCCAAGCUCCUCCGCCUUGGAUAACAACCCCGCCUUCUCAACGUUGCUCAGAACCUUUCUCUUCUCAAGUUGCUUAAACACCUCAUUAAUAAAAGUAAUUUAA